AUGGCCGCCGAUAUAUCCCCUUCAGACUACAAGGACAUAAUAGACUGGGAUGUCUUGGGUGAAAUCAUCUCCAUGGAUGAAGACAACCCUGAAUUCUCCCAAAACUUGAUCUCGACCUUCAUCAACCAGGUAUUAGACACCUUCCACAAAAUCGACGACAUCUUGUGCCAGAUUAUCCCAAACGACAUUGACUACCAAAAAUACUCCAACAAAAUCUCCAAUACAAACUACAUAGACGUCCCUGAUGAAUUCAGCGAAAUGGCCCAACCUCCACCACAACAGCAAAAAUUCGAUGAUCUGGCCUUUGAUACCGAAUAUACCACCGACAUCACUCUCUCAAAAGAAAUCCAGCAUGAGUUGAAAUUAAACGAAGAAAAAAACUUAUCAAAAAUAAAAAACCCAAAGAAUAUCAAGAUUCAGUUGAACGGAAUCAGUGAGCUCGGUCAUUACAUCAAGGGUUCCGCAUCAUCUUUAGGGUUUUACACUUUGCAAAAAUACUGCGAAAGAAUUCAAAACUACGGCAACUAUUUGGACCAUGACGGGUUUCAAGUUACCCCAGAAAAUGAUCAAUAUUUCAAAGAUAUCGACGCGAACUAUGACGGAUAUUUGACAAGAUUGACCGCUCGCGUCAACCCAACCAGUAAGGAUAGUGAUGAAUUGUGGGUUUUCAUGGUAAAGAAUAGUUUGGACAAUGCUAAGACUGAGUUUAACAAAAUAAGAGACUUCCUUAGAAAGUACUACAAGGAUGAAAGAUUUUAA
This is a messenger RNA of Saccharomycopsis crataegensis, 759 nucleotides long. RefSeq names its product Ypd1p (gene YPD1). Gene Ontology annotation, biological process: phosphorelay signal transduction system; phosphorylation. The transcript has a single exon. Gene Ontology annotation, cellular component: nucleus; cytoplasm. Gene Ontology annotation, molecular function: protein histidine kinase binding; histidine phosphotransfer kinase activity. The coding region runs from base 1 to 759 and encodes 252 amino acids. The record is from RefSeq and is a predicted model, not a curated record. NCBI's taxonomy places the organism in Eukaryota, Fungi, Ascomycota, Saccharomycetes, Ascoideales, Saccharomycopsidaceae.